This is a messenger RNA of Cuscuta epithymum, 4898 nucleotides long. Lineage: Eukaryota; Viridiplantae; Streptophyta; Magnoliopsida; Solanales; Convolvulaceae. The record is from the annotation of a GenBank genome assembly.
UGUUUCAUCUCAACACAAUUAUAUACGCCUCUCCGGAGUAUCAUUCUUAUUCUCUCUGGAGUAUUUACAAUGCAGAGCAAAUUUCUUUAUUUAAUUUGUAGCUGUAUUCAGAGUUACAUUUUAGGAGGAUAAGGAUAACAAUGGAUUAUAGAAAUGAACGUCGUUGGAUGUAUAAUCGAGUGAAUCCCGGUCGGAAAGGGUUAACAGAUGAAUUUAAAGCUGGAGUGGAUAAUUUUGUGGAUUUCGCGUGUGUACAACCAACUUUUGCUGAGAACAAUGUUAUUAAAUGUCCUUGUACAAAAUGUAGGAAUCGCCGUUAUAAAAAUCCAGGAGAUGUAAAACUUCACCUUUACAAAUGGGGUUUUGAGUCAAACUAUUGGUGUUGGAUUUACCAUGGUGAAGAGGUUUUACAAUCCAGUGGAAAUUUUGAUGAUACAUCUCACAACCAUGUGGAUGGAGAUGACAUGUAUGAAACAAUGAUUUAUGAUAAUUUUGGAUUGAACCAAGAACCUAGUUAUCUUAAUCGAGACAUUGAGGGCCCACAUGAUAGUGCCAAACAAUUUUACGAGUUAUUGGAUUCUGCUCAACAACCGUUGUGGUCAGGAUGUACAGCAGAUACUGAAUUAUCUUUUACCCUUAAGAUGAUGAGUAUUAAGUCAUCCUAUAACAUUGCACAAAAAGCAAUGGAUGAGAUAUUCGAUGCUUGCAAUCGAGCAAUGCCAUCACCAAAUAAGGUGCCAUCUAGUUUCUAUGAAGCUGAAAAAUUGGUCUCUAAACUCGGUCUUGGUCAUGAAAAAAUUGAUUGUUGUGUGAAUGGAUGCAUGUUGUAUUAUAAGGAGGAUAUUGCAUUGGCACAAUGCAAAUUUUGUUUUGAGCCACGCUUCAAAAAAAGUAAUAAGCCAAAUUCAAAAGUUCCUCGAAAAAGGAUGCACUACUUACCACUUAUUCCGAGGUUACAACGGUUAUUCGCAUCACCGAGUUCUGCUAAACAUAUGAGGUGGCAUUUUGAAAAUCAACGUGAGCCCGGUGUUAUGUGUCACCCAUCAGAUGGUGAGGCAUGGAAACACUUUGAUCAAAUGUACCCUCAAUUUGCUUCAGAACCACGCAAUGUUAGACUUGGAAUUUGUUCAGAUGGCUUCUCUCCAUUUGGUAUGUCUGCCAAAUCAUAUUCAUGUUGGCCCAUUAUUGUUACAGUGUACAACUUGCCACCCUCAAUGUGUAUGACGACUCCUUAUAUGUUUUUGACUUCUAUUAUUCCCGGUAAGCAUAACCCAAAGGCUAAAAUAGAUGUGUACUUACAACCAUUGAUUGAUGAGUUGAAGUGUUUGUGGGAAACAGGUGUUGUCACUUAUGAUGUAUCCUUAAAGCACAACUUUGUAUUGAAAGCAGCUUUAAUGUGGACAAUAAGUGAUUUUCCCGCAUAUGGGAUGCUAUCAGGUUGGCAAACUGCUGGGAAACUGUCAUGCCCAUAUUGUAUGGAAUCCUCAAAAUCUUUUUGGCUAAAGAAUGGAGGAAAGUGCACAUGGUUUGAUUGUCACCGUCAAUUCCUGCCCAUGGAUCAUCCAUUUAGAAGAAACAAAGAUGCUUUUGUAAAAGGAAGGAUCGAAAAGGCAUAUCCACCACACAUUUUGAGUGGUGAAGCAGUUUUGGAACGUGUUUCAUACAUUCCACAAAUAACUGAACAACAAGGUUCGAAGAUACCAGGUUAUGGUUCUACACAUAACUGGACCAAGCGAAGUAUCUUUUGGGAACUACCAUAUUGGAAGGAUAAUAUGAUUCGACACAAUCUCGAUGUGAUGCACAUUGAAAAAAAUGUUUUUGAUAAUGUGUUCCAUACGGUUAUGGAUACCAAAGGAACAAAAAACAACAAAGAUGGUGUGAAAUCAAGGAUGGAUUUAAAGGAGCACUGCUCGCGGCCAGAACUCGAAUUAAGGGUUGACAAUAAUGGAAAGUUAUUGAAACCAAAAGCAAGUUUUACUUGUGACAAUAACCAACAGAGGGCAGUGUAUGAGUGGAUACAAAACCUUUGUACACCAGAUGGCUAUGCAGGAAAUUUGACUUCUUGUGUUGAUUUAGAAGACUGCAAACUGCAUGGAAUGAAAAGCCAUGACUGUCAUGUUUUCAUGGAGUGUCUCCUGCCGGUUGCUUUUAGUUUCUUACCACCCAGUCAUUGGAAAGCUAUUACUGAACUUAGUCAAUUUUUUCGAGAUCUAUGUUCGGCGAACUUACAUGUGGAUAAAGUGAUACAACUUCAACAAAACAUCCCAAUAAUCAUUUGUAAGUUGGAGAAAAUUUUUCCUCCAGGAUUUUUUAAUUGCAUGGAGCAUUUACCUGUUCAUCUUCCUUACGAAGCAUUAAUGGGUGGACCUAUUCAAUACCGGUGGAUGUAUCCUUUUGAAAGAUUUCUUAACUACCUUAAAAGAAAGGUAAAAAACAAGGCCCGGGUAGAAGGCUCUAUAUGUGAGGCAUAUUUAAUUGAAGAGGCGACAAAUUUUGCUUCAUAUUAUUUUGAGUCUCAUGUAGAGAGUUGGAGAACAAAAGUUGGUCGCAAUUUGGAUGACGGUGGCAUCGAUGUCAGUGUUCAGCCGACGCUGUCAGUCUUUAAUCGUCCAGGUCGUGGGUUGGGUGCGACUAGAUCUCGAUAUCUGAAUAGUAAAGAGUUUUUUGCAGCACAUCAACAUGUACUACUGAACUGUGCGGAAGUCAAACCAUACUUAACGUCGUAUGAAGAUGGGUUGAGGGCUCUUAAUCCAGGCAUCACGAGUGAACAAAUUGAUUUGGCUAUUGAAGACAACUUCGCCAAAUGGUUUCGAGAUUAUGUAUACAAUCCUGAUAACAUGGUGCAUAACCAAUUUCUACAUGAUCUAGCGAUGGGGCCACUUGUAGAGGUACAAACUUGGAAUGGAUAUGUUGUUAAUGGGUACAAAUUCCAAACCAAAGGAUAUUGUGAAGGAAAAUCUACUUUUAAUUGUGGCGUUUCUGUCAAGGGCACAGAUUGUGGAGACCGUGAGGAUGAUUUUUAUGGCAUUAUAAAGGAGAUCAUUGAAAUAUCAUAUCCCAAUUCACCAUUUAAAAAAGUGGUUCUCUUUAACUGUGAUUGGUUUGAUACUUCUCCUAAUCGUGGUACUAGAGUUGAUGCAGAAUAUGGCAUAGUUGAAGUCCAGUGUAAUCGAAGAUAUCAGAAGUAUGACCCAUUCAUUUUCGCACAUAAUGCAUCUCAGGUGUACUAUGCCCCGUAUCCUAGAGGUGUAAAAUCUAAAAAAAAUUGGUGGGUUGUUUUUAAAACUAGACCAAAGUGCCAAACGUGAAAAUCCUGUAUUACACAUUUUAAACUAAUAUCUACGUACUAGACAGUAUAGACUAAUGUCUGCCUGUAUAAUUUGACUUGUAAAGCAUUAGUAAUUGUGCCUAUUAUUAUAUUGAUUUUUGAACCACAGAUGGUGCGUAUUAAUCGUGAGAUUCAGAAUGGAAACAUAUCACGAAUCAUCACUUACCCACCUGCAGUAAUCAAUGCUCAAAAUCGUUAUCAACCACGAGAUCCAAGCUCUUCUACUUCAUGUCCAUCUCAAAAUGCACCAACCAGCUCAGAUGAUUCUACUACCCUGGUUACCCCAUCUACUCCACCAGUACUAUCUCCCCUUGUAAACCAAGAACCUAAGAUCGAGAUUGUUCCUGACGGCAUUUCUGGUUUUAUUCCAUGCAAGGCAAAUCGUUUUGUCAUGCCGUGUAUUACGAAGAAGUUUGAUGAACCGAUUCGCUCUUAUACACGUGCUUCACCAGGAUUGAAGAAAGCUUGGUUGAGUUUAUUCAAUGAGAAGUAUUAUUGGAGGCCGGAAUAUCAUUCACGCAUUACAAAGAAUUUCAACAAGAAAGGAUCGGAAGGUUUAUCACGUGCACUAUCUAGUGCUCGAAAGACAAAGCAAUGUCCAGAAUGGAUUAUUCUUCCAAUAUGGGUUCAGCUACUUGAGCAAUGGAGGGAUGCAAAAUUCAUUAGCAAAUGCAAUACUAAUAAAAAAAAUAGGAACUCUGAUGUGGGCAUGGCAUUGCACACUGGAGGAUCUAUACCCAUUACAGAGUACUGCCGAAGAUAUGAAGAAAAGCAUAACCAGACAGCACCCCCGGAAAUAGUAUAUCUGCAAACACAUACAAAAGCAGACGGUACAUUUGUUACACCAAAAGCUAAAAAAAUUUAUGACUCAUAUGAAGAACUAAAGUCAAAGGAGCCGAAUGCCAAGUCUCAAGAUCUAUUGUUGAAGGCUGCUGGUGGCCGAAAGAAAGGAGGAAAAGUUACUGGUUUUGCCUCAGCUAGUGUCUAUUUCUUUCCUUCAGCCUCUACUUCUCAGAAAAUUCAAGAACAAUCAUACGAGGACAAAUUACUUCAACGACGUCUGGAAGAGGUUGAGAAGUCCAAUAGUGUUCUUUUAGAAACUAAUAAAGAACUUGUGCAGUUUAAAGAAUCUGCAUCUGCUACACUAGCAGAAAUGCAAGGCAUUAUUCAGUCUAUGAAAAUGACACAACCAUUGCAACAAGUUUCAUAUAUGAAUGUACUCCCAAGGCAAAAUAUGCAACAAGGUACUUUCAUGGGUUCUCUUCCACACCAUCAACAAAGUGCUUACAUAAAUAUUUCUCCACAACAACCCCAAGCGGGAUCUUUUAUGAGCAUGUUGAUGCCCCAACCUUCACCAAUCUUCAAUAACAGCUACACUCGUUCAAACCGGGGUGAAAAUGGAUGUGAAGAUGUGGAACAUGAUCUCAUUCAGUGACUUUGUAAUCCUUUUAAGGAAUUGUAUUUUUAAAUUUUAUCAAGUAUCUUUUAAUUGACUUGUGAUGCAGAAUAAUAUAUGUCUUGAAGGACUUCUAAUCUAUUUCAAUGGAAUGUUUGAUGUUUAAUUAUACGG